Amborella trichopoda is the source of this 1424-nucleotide messenger RNA. RefSeq lists its product as uncharacterized. Gene Ontology annotation, biological process: lipid metabolic process. NCBI's taxonomy places the organism in Eukaryota, Viridiplantae, Streptophyta, Magnoliopsida, Amborellales, Amborellaceae. The record is from RefSeq and is a predicted model, not a curated record. Gene Ontology annotation, molecular function: phosphoric diester hydrolase activity.
UUGUCGUCAUGAUCCAUCAUCCCAAUCUUGGCCUUUUUCUUCAUUCAAACUUCUAACCUCCUCCAUUAUUAUUCUCUUUCUUUCUGUCUCUUCUGCAAAAACUAAAAGAAAAACCCCAACCGAUCAACCCCAUCAUCCUCUUUUUUUAUUAUCUUCCCUCCCAUUCCUGCAAAACCAAAGAAAAUAGCUCGUACUUUUCCCUUCUUUCUGAAUUCUCCAAAGCUUCCUACUUCUAAUCUUCUCUUUCUCCAACUUGCAAUUAUCUUUCUCUCUCUAUCUCUAUGGGGCAACACGCAACAAAGCAAAUUCAGCGUCGAAAGACCCUUUCAACAGAGAAAAAUCAGCUCCAGGAGCUCAACGACAGUGUUGGCACCACGUUUCCGGGCUCGGAUCACCGUGCAUCGAACCGAAAGGAAUGGAUGUCGACCCUCGAUCUCAACAAGCUGCAAAUCAAGACCAUCGUUUGGCCGGGCACUCAUGACUCGGCCACGAACAAGAUCGGUAUCCCAUUGGUGUCCCGCCCCUUCGCCCAAUGCCAAUCCUGCUCAAUUUAUAGGCAACUCUGUCGUGGUGUCCGACUCCUUGACAUUCGUGUUAAUAAGGAUCGUCGUGUCUGCCAUGGAAUUCUCACUACCUAUUCGAUCGACCUCGUCAUCUCCGACGUCAAGAAAUUCUUAUCGGAGACCCAGUCUGAGCUUGUAAUUUUGGAGAUUCGGACCGAAUUUGGCUAUGAAGACCCCCCUGAAUUCGACAAAUACUUGAUCGAGCAAUUGGGCGAAUAUUGCAUCCAUCAAGAUGACUCGGUUUUCGACCGGACAGUCACCGAGGUGUUACCAAAGCGUUUGAUUUGCAUUUGGAAGCCAAGAAAAGCGCCACCACCGCCACGAGGCGGCCCUCUAUGGAGUGCAGGCUACCUUAAAGACAACUGGAUCGAUACCGAUUUGCCCUUGACUAAAUUCGAGAGCAAUCUGAAGCAUUUAGCCGAGCAACCACCUGUGAAUUCGAGAAAGUAUUUCUACAGGGUUGAGAAUACAGUGACUCCUCAAGCCGACAACCCGGUGCUCUGUGUCAGGCCCGUUACGGAUCGGAUAAGGGGGUACGCGAGGCUCUUCAUAGCACAGGCUUUCGCUAGAGGAUGUGCUGAUAAGUUGCAGGUUUUUUCAUCAGAUUAUAUUGAUGAGGAUUUUGUGGAUACUUGUGUUGGUCUCACUCAUGCAAGGCUGGAGGGAAAGGCCUGAAUUCUGGUUGAUAAAAAAAGGAAAAAAAAAUAGAAACUGUUUUUUUAUUUAUUUAUUUUGGUUGGGGAUGUGUAUUUGUUGGGGGUGUUGGUGUUUAUGUGCAAGUUCUUUUCUCCCCUAUGUAUUCAAGUAUUCUCUCUGUUGGACAUUGUGAGAAAGCUGAAAAUUAUGUUUAAAUUUGUUUUA